This is a messenger RNA of Episyrphus balteatus (marmalade hoverfly), 802 nucleotides long. RefSeq lists its product as uncharacterized. Bases 151 to 711 code for a protein of 186 amino acids. The record is from RefSeq and is a predicted model, not a curated record. NCBI's taxonomy places the organism in Eukaryota, Metazoa, Arthropoda, Insecta, Diptera, Syrphidae. The transcript is spliced from 3 exons.
AGUAGAGUGCACUGCUAGUUUAGAUCACAUUCGCUUAAAAUUGCUGUCGCUGUUAAGGUGCUUUCCACAGUCGUAAUUUGAGUUUAUACUUUGAUUUUACAAAAAUUAAACAAUUUUUUUGUUCAGAAGUUUGUUAUCUAUCAUCUCAUCAUGAAAAACAUUCUAAUGAGCCUCUUCGCUUUGCUGUUAACAGUCUUGGUUGUUCAAGCUGUACCCUAUUCAUAUUCGUAUAGUUCUACUAUAGUUGGAGAUGUCCGUAUUCAGACACUAAAUAAUGGUAGUCUUUACUGUGAUUCGAUGAUAUGUCCACAAGGAGCAUAUAAUUGUAAAGUAACUAAACAAAAUGAUCCAAAUAACUUUGAUGUAAUAGUAAGACGUCGAAGAUGUUACGAUUCAAAUGGUUCUGUUUUGGCCGAAGAAGAAAUAAAUGAACCAAAUCCAAACAAUGGCGGAAGAGUAAAUAUGGUCAUAACAUCAGGAGCUGGAGGAAAUUCAUAUAUUCAAGGUGGUGGCGGUGAAGUACAUCAAAUGACACCUGAAGAGCAACGAGAAUUUGAAGAAAGAAUGAGACGAACACAAGAAGAAAUCCAAAACCGAAUUUCUGAAUCAAUGAAUCAAUUAUAUUCGAAUUUGGGCCCCUUUUUAGAUGGAAGUUUUGCAACAAAUUUAAAUAAUCAAAUAAGAUCAAGUUUUCGUAAUGCAUUUUAUUAAAAAGUGUUGAAAAUUGUUUUGUAAAUGCACUUAUAAUCAUGUAUAUCUGUAACUAAUGAAUUUAAUUCAGAAAAAAAAAACAAAUUUUUUU